Molecule: messenger RNA, 1476 nt
Organism: Nerophis lumbriciformis (worm pipefish)
Lineage: Eukaryota; Metazoa; Chordata; Actinopteri; Syngnathiformes; Syngnathidae
Source: RefSeq, a predicted model, not a curated record
AUGCCCACCAACGGAAUGAACAGAGCCCUGAAGCUUCAGUUCGGCUUGAUCAACUACGAAAACCGCUACCUGACGGCGGAGGCCUUCGGCUUCAAGGUGAACGCCUCGGGCACUAGCAUGAAGAAGAAACAGAUCUGGACCUUGGAGCAGGACGAGCACGACGGCCAGGUGGUCUUCCUCCGCAGCCACUUGGGACGUUACCUGGCAUCCGACAAAGACGGCAAGAUCACGUGCGGGGCGGAAAGCCCCGAGCCGGAGUGCCGUUUCCUAAUCGUGCCCCAGUCCGACGGUCGCUGGGCGCUGCAGUCGGAGCCUUACCUGCGUUACUUCGGCGGCUCGGCCGACUACCUGUCCUGCUUCGCCCAGGCCAUCGCCGAGCAAGAGCUGUGGGCCGUCCAUUUGGCUCUGCACCCGCAGGCCAGUCUGCUGAGCGUGGCGCGCAAACGCUACGCCCACCUGUCCGCUUCCGACGGAGAGAUCUCCGUGGACAGCAACAUCCCCUGGGGGGUGGACUCCUUGGUCACCCUGAUGUACCGGGACGGCAAGUACAGCCUGAAAACCUGCGACGGCCGUUUCCUCAGCAACGACGGCAAACUGGUCAAGGAGAACGCCGAUAGCGCCAGUUUUACGCUGGAGUUGAAAUCCGGAAAACUGGCUUUCAAGGACUGCGACGGCAAAUAUCUAACCCCGGUGGGUCCCACCGGAACACUGCGAUCCGGCCGCUGCUCCAAGCCGGGGAAAGAUGAGCUCUUUGACCUUGAGGAAAGUCACCCGCAAGUCAUUUUUCAAGCUGCCAAUAAAAGAUUUGUCUCGGUCAAGCAAGGUGUAAGCAUUUCAGCCAAUCAGGAUGUGGAGACUGAUAUGGAGACUUUUCAGAUGGAAAUUGAUAAGAAGAGCAAAAAGUCCAUGUUCAGGACUAACGGGGGGUCUUAUUGGACUCUAGUAACCCACGGAGAGAUCCAGUCCACUGCGUCGGAAGCAGAGAUAAAUACAAUGUUUGACAUCGAAUGGCGAGGGCAAAGAGUGGCGCUGAAGGCUAGCAACGGAAAGUACGUCUGCACAAAAAAGAACGGGCAGCUCUCAGCGGUGAGCGAUGCUGUAGGGGAAGAUGAGUUAUUUCUGAUGAAGCUCAUCAACCGACCCAUGCUCAUCCUCCGUGGAGAAAACGGCUUCGUGUGUCACCACAAGAACUCCAACACCCUCAACGCCAACCGAUCCGUCUACGACAUUUUCUCACUGAUAUUCAACGAUGGAGCCUACAAUAUUCAAAGUGUGAAUGGAAAGUUCUGGUACGUCUCCAGCAGCGGCCUGGUGUGCUCAGAUGGCGAAAAGGCGGAAGAUUUUUUCUUGGAGUUCCUGGAACACGGGCGAAUAGCAAUUAAAGGUUCCAAUGGCAAGUACCUUCGAGGGGACCAGGGAGGCACGCUAAUGGGCGAUUGCCAGGCUGUUGACGCGUCCUCUCUUUGGGAGUACUAA